Darwinula stevensoni is the source of this 2985-nucleotide messenger RNA. NCBI's taxonomy places the organism in Eukaryota, Metazoa, Arthropoda, Ostracoda, Podocopida, Darwinulidae. The record is from the annotation of a GenBank genome assembly.
AAAUAAUUUUUUCCUGCUCUCUUUCAGACAACAGAAACUAUGUGAUCAGCGAAUAAAUGAAUGAGUGGAGACGAAAAUGAGCAACGUCUUCUCUCUGUCGGGAGGAUGGUGGCAUGUUUAACCCCUUCCAAACCUGGAAGCGGGAGAAGGACGAGGACCAUCCACGGGCAUUCGUUCUCGUGGGGUGCAUGUCUCUGUGUGAUCCUAUCUGUGGUUUUGGGGUCGGCGCAUGCGCAGACUCGCCAACGGAAGACCACGGUCUACCACAAGGGAGAUCUGAACAUCGGGGCCAUGUUUAGCCUCCACAAUACGCCAAACCGAAGCGUGGCCAUCACGGGAGGAUGCGGAGAGAUCCGGGAACAGUAUGGGAUCCAGCGGGUCGAGGCCACCUUCAUGACCAUCGACCGCAUAAACAGGGAUCCCCAUCUCCUGCCAAACAUCUCUCUUGGUGUGGAGAUCCGAGACUCCUGCUGGCACGCACCUAUCGCUUUGGAGCAGACGAUCGAAUUCAUCCAGGACACCAUCUCGAACGCGUACGGGACGACGAGCAACGAGAGCAGCCCAGAUUCCUGCAGUGGACCCCAUGGACGGGAAUCCAUCAUCUCCGGUUCCAAGAAUCUCAUCGGGGUCUUGGGGCCUGGAUCCUCCGAACUCACCAUUCAGGUGCAGAACCUGUUGCAGAUCUUCCAGAUCCCACAGAUCGGGUACUCGGCGACGAGCCGGGACCUGAGCGACAAGAGCCGCUUCAACUAUUUUCUCCGGGUCGUCCCGUCAGACUACUAUCAAGCACAGGUGAUGGUUGACGUCGUCACCUGGUUCAAUUGGACCUACGUCUCCGUUGUCAAUACCGACGGGAACUACGGUCAGAGCGGGAUACAGGCGUUCCGAGAAUUGUCAGAGCGGGCGGGGAUCUGCAUCGCAAAGGAGGAUUCCAUCUUGGAGAACGCCGAGGAUGCAGAAUUCGAUGCCGUCAUCCGUCGCCUCCGCAAUGACUCCAACGCGAAGGUGGUCGUUUGCUUCUGCCAGGGUCAGACGGUCCGGGGCCUCCUUAAGGCCUCCCAGCGGAACUCAACCGGUGGCAGGGAAUUCCUCUUCGUCGGCAGCGACGGUUGGGCAGACCGGAGUGAUGUGGUGCAAGGACUCGAAACGGCUGCCGAAGGAAGCAUCUCCAUCCGGAUCCACGCCGCCUACGUCCAGGACUUUGAUAAGGAGUAUUUCAAGCUGAAUGCAAGCUACGAAAGGAACCCCUGGUUCAGAGAGUUCUGGGAAUACAGGUUCAACUGCAGCCUGAAUAAAACCAGCACGGAAUCCAACCCACAUUCUUCAAAACCCCUUUGCACUGAACCUAACAUGGACGCCAUCGGCCUGGAUCUGAAGGAGAUAUGCGACAACACGAAACUAGCCAGGGAAAUGGCUCUCCUUGGCAAUUAUGACAGCGCCUCCGUUUACUAUCAGGGAGUAAUUCAGCAGAUUCAUAAAUUGCUUGGGACUAUCACGGAUCCCACUCGUCGGAUGCGUUGGCAGCAGGUGAGUUUGUCGAUGGAUGCACUCCAAGCCGAGAUAGCUGAAGAAUACAAUGAGACAAAGUCGAUAGUGAACACACUUUCCCUGUUCCGCUCUGAGGGCCAUGAUAACUCGCCUGCUUUGGCUGCACUGCGGUCAUCUGGGCCAGCCAUGACACCCUUUGAGGAGCCCACUCGAGAUCCAGAUGUCUGGGGUCCUCCUCCACCAAAAGAGAAUGAAGCCUGGCCUCAACCCCACAUGUCUGAGCAUAAGCCUGGCCCUCAGGUGAAGCCUGUAAGGGGUCCCAAGAGAUCAAGUGCUAAUGAAGCUGGAGCUCGUCCAAAGGGGAAGAGUGCUGGUGGAUCUGGAACAUCUGAACGGAAGAAGUCAGAAGUACGGGGAGCACGCCCCAAGGAAGAUAAGAGUCUGGAUCGUCGUACAGGAAAGAAGGAAGGAGAGAAGAAGGAGGAUAUGCCUAAAGGAGAGAAAGAGAAGGACUCGUAUGAGGAGCGGCGCUUUGACCCAGCUGGCUUUGACCGGGACUUGGUGGAAGUCCUCGAGAGGGACAUAGUGCAGAAGGACCCCAAUGUACAUUGGGAUGACAUUGCUGACCUGCAGGAAGCCAAGAAGCUCCUUGAGGAGGCUGUUGUCCUUCCCAUGUGGAUGCCUGACUUCUUCCGGGGGAUCCGUCGUCCGUGGAAAGGUGUGUUAAUGGUAGGUCCCCCAGGGACAGGAAAGACAAUGCUGGCCAAGGCAGUGGCAACAGAAUGUGGAACCACAUUCUUCAAUGUCUCCUCCUCCACCCUUACCUCCAAAUACAGAGGGGAAUCAGAGAAGCUUGUUCGACUUCUCUUUGAGAUGGCCAGAUUCUAUGCCCCCAGCACCAUCUUCAUUGAUGAGAUUGACUCCCUCUGUUCCCGCAGAGGGUCUGAUUCAGAGCAUGAGGCAUCACGACGAGUCAAGUCUGAACUCCUCAUGCAGAUGGAUGGAAUCAACUCCCAGUCUGUGUCCUACAUUUCUCUUUUUGUUUUUAAAUUGGUUUAUGAGGAAGCAGGGAAGGUGGUGAUGGUGCUGGCAGCUACAAAUUUUCCCUGGGACAUUGAUGAAGCCUUGAGGCGGCGACUGGAGAAGAGGAUAUACAUUCCUCUGCCUGGUGCUAAAGGACGAGAGGCCCUACUGCAGAUCAACCUGCGGGAGGUGAAGACAUCUGAUGAUGUGAACCUGAUGAGAAUUGCCAAGAAGUUGGAUGGAUACUCGGGAGCAGACAUCACCACAGUGUGCAGGGAUGCAAGCAUGAUGUCGAUGCGGCGCAAGAUUGCCGGCCUUCGCCCGAAUGAGAUUCGCCAGCUGCCCAAGGAGGAGCUGGACCUACCCGUCACAAUGCGGGACUUUGACGAUGCCAUUGCCAAGUGCAACAAGAGUGUCUCACAGGAGGACUUGGACAAAUAUGAGCUAUGGAUGAAGGAAUUUGGCUCCAUCUGA